CUACCGCGAUUGGUGGCGAUAAUUGAAGCUGCAUUUUCUUGAAGAAGCGGUGGUGAGUCAAGAGGAGAAGCCCGGUCAGGGUCACGAGGAAGUCUGCCAUUUUUUUCUGCACAGGUCCGACUUGAACGGUUUGCUUGUCUGCGCAGCUUUCAGAAUUAAGCAAACGGCACCCGAUUACUGUCCAUUUGAAUCUGCAUCUGCUAAAAGCAAACUCGCUCAGACGCCCACGUCCCGCCACCGGUUAAAACCAACCACCUGACUCGCACGCUCGGACGCACGGCGGAAGUGAGUCUCCAGAAGCGCAGACGGUCAUGGCGAGCAGCCGCCCGGGCACAGCAAUGUUGCAGCGAAAACACCGCUCAUGGAUGUCGUGUUUACUCCUGGUCAUGCAGCUAACGUCGCUGCCGGUGCGGGCCAAGCCGGAUGGCCUGAAAGAAAUCACCGACGGGAACUGGGAGGGAAUCCUGACUGGAGAGUGGAUGAUUGAAUUCUACGCACCCUGGUGCCCAGCAUGCCAGCAGCUGCAGUCGGUGUGGAAGGAGUUCGCAGAAUGGGGGGAGGACAUGGGGAUCAACAUAGCCAAGGUGGACGUGACAGAGCAACCAGGUCUGAGUGGACGAUUCAUCAUCACCUCACUUCCUACCAUUUACCACUGUAAGGACGGCGUCUUCCGGAAGUACCAGGGAGCUCGCACUAAAGACGACUUCCUCACUUUUGUUCAUGAACAGAAAUGGAAAGCAGUAGAGCCGGUCUCAUCUUGGUUCGGGCCGUCCUCAUUUUUAAUGAAUUCAAUGUCUGCUUUGUUCAAGCUCUCCAUGUUUAUCCGGCGUUGUCAUAAUUACAUGACAGAGCAGCUGGGGAUUCCUGUUUGGGGUUCGUAUGUUAUCUUUGGCUUGGCCACGCUGUUUUCGGGCCUUGUUCUGGGACUGUUACUGGUGUUCAUUGCAGAUUUUGUCUUCCCCUCUCGACGGUUUUCUUCUCCUGAAUACUACCAGAAGAAACAGGCGAUGGAGCAGGCGAGGUUAAUCCAACAGCAAGAGGACGAGCACGAGGCUGACGGCGAGGAAGACGACGACGAAGAGGAGGAAGAGGAGGACGGGGACCAGGAUGACGUCUGGAGGAGAAGAAGAGGAUCCCCCGAGGGCCGCCCAGAACCCAAGGGACAGGGUUUCUCCGAUGAAGCUCUGAGGAAGAGGGUGGUGUGCAGCCGUGAGGAGGAGGAGGAGGAGGACACCUAAAGCGUCAGUGUGGAGCUUCAUAUGGCCCCUACUCCUUUUGAGAAGAGUGCUGUGGAGUUAGCAGAGUUGGAGGAGCUUUGGUCCUGAGCAACAGUGUUUAUAGCAGGGAGGCCUAAACCUUCCCCCCCCAAACCUCCCCUCCUCCUCCUCCUCCUCUUCUGGGCCUCCAGAAACACCUUGCUUCUUUUCUUCUCCUUCCCUUGUUUUUAAUGGGAGCGCUUGAGACUCUCACCACCGCUCUCUCCGCCUGAGCAGCAGGCUCCACCUGGAAAAGCAAAAACACUCCUGACACCUGUUUUCACUUGUGGAAACUAAUCACCUGGCUGAGGUUUAGGUAUGACGUGCAGUGGAGCUGGGUUUUGCAAGGUUGUUUAUGCUAUGCAUCGUUUUUUAAAGAUUCGUGUGUUGUUUUAUGUCUAUCUCUGAGAUAAUAUACCAGGCUUGCAUUUGCGGUUUAUGUUGUUGAAUUUUACUCUUCAGCUAAUGUAUACAUACAUUUAUUUUAUGUUGCAUUUAUUUUGCAGACUCUGACAGCUCGACCUCGACGUAACAAUGUUCACAAACCAAUCCACAUACAGUGACUAAUGGAGAAACAAAUGGUUCCAAAAUGUUACAGUACUCAAGAUUUCAGUCCUGGUGUAUUUGGCAGCGCCAAGGUUUCAUAUUCGUUCAAUGAUAUUUACCCGCACUCGGUCCUGAAAAGGGCAACGAUGUGGCGUUUCUGAUGCGGGAAAUUACAACAUGGACGAAAGCGACGCUACGUUUUGUCGUACGGUAUUGUGAUGAUAUAUAAAUACAGUGAUUAAACAUAGCAACUAGUGUACAGUAUCAGUGAAGAAAGUUAAAAAAUAGUAAUCCUGGAUAAAAUACAUCUCUCAUUUCCUGCGGAUCCCUAGUACUGAUGAAGGUAAUUCAAGUCCAGCGCGGGAAUGGUGGACUCCACCACAAGCAAUGAGGGAAUUACAGAAUAUAAACAUAUUUAAAGGCUACUGCCAUAAAUAUCAAAAACAGGAUUUGAUUUCAUGACAAUCUUAAGGAUUAUAACGUUAACAUGAUUCAUUCAUGUUUGCGGGGCAGGAACCAUUUUUAUAGCAGUCGUGCUUUGCUCGGCAGUCGCACCCAAACAUUGACUCUGACGCAGCCGCACUGUCAGUUUGUUGAAAACUGGACCACCUGAGGUAGAUACGGACCAUUUGUUUAAAAAAAAAACUAAAAAAAACAACUAACAAUGCGCUUCAAUUAAAAGGCCUGGUGAAUGUUGUUUUGUAGAUCGUCUAUUUUCCCAUAAAUAUGUCAUAUUAUCAACAAUUACCAACAAUUGUUGAUUAUGAACAAUCUGAUAAUCAACCGGUUGUAAUUAUUAAAGGAUGUCUACUUAAUGGACCGAUUAUGUAUUGUCGACCUGUCGGUAGGUCCACAGUACAGUAUAUGCAUGCCAUAAUAUAAUUAAAGAGACGGGGGGGGGGGGUUGUGGCAUAUCCGUCCUAACGCUGCUCUGAUGUGGAACAGUUAGAGGACCUUAAUGAAGCUGUUUGACAAAAGGAGGCAUCAUUCAGGCUACUGGGUUUUUUUUAUUUUAUU
Messenger RNA from Xiphias gladius (swordfish), 2819 nucleotides. It is a transcript of the gene tmx1, whose product is annotated as thioredoxin-related transmembrane protein 1. Bases 312 to 1238 code for a protein of 308 amino acids. NCBI's taxonomy places the organism in Eukaryota, Metazoa, Chordata, Actinopteri, Istiophoriformes, Xiphiidae. The record is from RefSeq and is a predicted model, not a curated record. The transcript is spliced from 8 exons.